AUGGAUCCGGAGCAGACGUUCCUGCGGGUGCACGCGCGCCUCUCCGGGAUGCUGUCGCAGCUGCUCACCCCGCGGAUCCGCCUCGCGCUCGAGUACCUCUACCUCGCCGGCGCCGUCGCGCUCUUCUGCCUGCUCGUCGUCAUGCACACCAACUUCGUGCAGCAGCCGGGCUGCUCAAGUGAGUUCACUGGAAUUGAAUUUGGUGAAGCACAACUUGUCCAAAUCAAGAUAAUCAGUGGUGGACUAUGGGCCAGCAAAGGUGUGUCUUAUAUUAUGGAUCUCCAGAACCUGGGGCGUUCAGCUGAGAAAAUUCUAGAGGUUAAUGGUGAUAAGUUCAAUGUUUUGGCAUCUAAGUUUUUGUCAACUUGGGUUGGUCCUGGACCUAGAAGGAGUAAGAUUAUGUUUCGAACUUGGAAUGGAGACAAAGAAUUUGAACCACAGUCAGAGAAUGCAGCUGACGCAAUUGUUACUGCAAUCAUUCCAGGGGUACCGGAAUUGAAGACAACCGGAGAGGGUUCUGUACAUCAUCCUUUAUCUGCUAAAGAAUCAAUUAAAGCAGCGGUUACGUACUUAUCCAGAAAGUGGUACUCUCGUGCUGCCUUAUUUUGGAGGAACAUAAAGCAGGUUUCAGAUAAUGCCCUCCAACUAAUGGUCAGAUCAAACUGGGAUGACUUUCUCCACCUCAUUAAGGAUCUUCAAUUACCAAGCAUGGAUCAUCUUCUUUCGAACAUUGUGAAGUGGUUUGAGAAAAGAAGCAAAUCGUUUGAGCCUACCUAUUUAUAUGGUGUGGAGAAGGGAUAUUUCUUGCUUUCUGAAGUAGCCAAAAAUACCCAUGGUGUCCGAACUAUAAACAUCACGAUUUCUGCUCGAAAUCCUUGCUUUGGGAACAGGUGGCAGCAGCUUUUGAUAAACAGCAUUGUUGGUUAUGAUACUAUACUGACAAACAGCUUGGUGAAUUCUCCUGGCCAGGGUUAUCUAUACAACUUUCAGACAAAGGAGCUUUAUGAUCUUAGUUAUGGGCAUGAACCGCCAACAGGUCCUACAAGAUUCGGAGAUUACUUUGUGACGAAAUGUGGUGUCCUUCUAAUGUCACUCUUUGUAUUCUUCACAACCACCAUGUCUGUUUCAUUUACCCUGAGGGAAACGCAGUCCCGCAUGCUUAGGUUCACAGUGCAGCUUCAACACCAUGCACGCCACCAGCUGCCCACAUUUCAACUGAUAUUUGUGCAUGUCAUUGAAUCACUGGUUUUUGUUCCGAUCAUGAUUGGGAUCCUCUUUUUUCUGUUUGAGUUCUACGAUGACCAGUUGCUCGCUUUUCUUGUUCUGACUCUUGUGUGGUUAUGUGAGCUGUUCACAAUGAUCAGUGUGCGCACAUCUAUUUCAAUGCAGUUCUUUCCGCGCUUCUUCUUGUUGUAUUUCCUGGUUUUCCACAUCUACUUCUUUUCAUACACCUACGGCUUCUCGUACCUGGCUUUCUCUGCUACGGCAGCAUUCAUGCAACAUCUAAUCCUGUACUUUUGGAAUCGUUUUGAGGUGCCAGCCCUCCAGAGAUUCAUACGGAGCCGAGCUCACAUCCACCAACAGACUGGUGUUCAGAUCACAUCCUCCACCAUCUACACUUCAACAUUACAUAUCGCGAGGGUAAACGUGAGGGACCCCGGCACGUUAAACGACGACGCUGGCGCAGCUCAUGAAGCAGACCCCCUACUGGCCCAGGCCGAGCCGACGAGGAACCACCAAGAGGGGGCCCAGCAACUCAAUGAAAACGCCGAUGCAGCAGCCACCAACCCUAUCCAGUACGAGGAUCAAAAUCUCGAGCAAGCCGGCAACGCCCCCGCAGCCUCGGGCUCCCUGAACCCGUUCGGCUCCCUCUUGCUGUGGUUGCUAGGAGGCGGCGCUUCUGACGGCAUAGUCUCCUUCUUCUCCAUGUUCAGGGACGUCCGCGACCACCACGGCGGCCAGGACUACGCCGAGCCGCCCCAAAACGAGAACGAGCAGGUGACAUAG
Triticum turgidum subsp. durum (durum wheat) is the source of this 2007-nucleotide messenger RNA. The record is from the annotation of a GenBank genome assembly. Lineage: Eukaryota; Viridiplantae; Streptophyta; Magnoliopsida; Poales; Poaceae.